Molecule: messenger RNA, 1679 nt
Organism: Plectropomus leopardus (leopard coralgrouper)
Lineage: Eukaryota; Metazoa; Chordata; Actinopteri; Perciformes; Serranidae
Product: dynein regulatory complex subunit 4-like
Biological process (GO): flagellated sperm motility
Cellular component (GO): Golgi apparatus; motile cilium; microtubule
Molecular function (GO): small GTPase binding; microtubule binding
Source: RefSeq, a predicted model, not a curated record
UAUGUUGUUAUGGCAACAGGUGUUUGAGUUUAAACGUUGAGUGUGCUAACGCUAGCUUCUCGGGACGACAGGAACAUUGUCCGUCUCUCCGUGUGAUUUAAGCACCGAUGCCACCCAAAAAGAAAGACUCAAGUAAGAAGCCUCCUGCAAAGGCAAAGACGCCCGUUCUGAUAGAUGGCCUCACAAAGGAGGAGAUGUCCAAGGAGCAGAUGGAAGAGCACAUUGUGCGCCUGCGAGAGGAGCUGGACCGAGAGAGGGAGGAGAGAAACUACUUUCAGCUGGAGAGGGACAAGGUCAACACUUUUUUUGAGAUCACAGAACGAAAACUGGAGGAGGCCGAGGCUGAACUAAAAAACAUUGACAAGGACAUAGAAGAGGAUGAGGGGCGCCAUCAAGUAGAGGUCAAGGUGUAUAAGCAAAAGAUGAAGCACCUCCUGUGUGAACACCAAAACACAGUCUCUGAGCUGAGAGCAGAUGGUUUAGUCUCCACUCAGAUGGUGCAGAACAAACAAGAACAGUUAGAGACCGAGCUUCAAAAGGACAUGAGGGACAUCAUGGUCAACACGCAAAAGCUUGACAUCAAAGACCACAUCAAGGAGCUCAAACUGAAGCAUAAUGAAGAAAUGACUAAAACCAGGAUCAGCUUGGAGAAGCAACUUGCAGAAAAUGAAGCCAUGUGUCAGAAAAGGAUGGAGUUGCUGCAACAAGAGCUAGACAACCAGAGGAAAAUUGUGAUCAGCGACAGAGAGCUUUGUCAGAACAGCCAUGACAACAAAUGUAUAGAAGACUUCAACAAAACUAUCAGUGAUUUUAAGGAACAUUCUCAACAUGGCGUUCAACAGCAUUUGGAUAAGAACAAAUCUCUCCAGAAAGAAUUUGAAGAGAUGAAGUUGAAAACGGAGGAGAAGAAAAGCAACCUGGCACGUGUUCAGGAGGAAAACGAAUGUCUUGCUGAGCGUCUCAUGAAAGUCGCAAAGGAAAGCACAGAUAUUGAGAAAAAAUUACAAAAAUGCUACAGAUCUAAAAAGUACAACAAAGAAAAUACUAAACAAAAGGAGCAGGAUGAAUUGAAAUUGGAUCAUGAGAACCUGGAGCAGAAAUUCAGAAAGGUUCAGCAGGAAAGGGAUGAGCUGUACGAGACGUUCACUGAGAAUAUUCAGAAGGUUCAGCAGAAAGCAGGUCUGAAGAGCAUGCAGCUGGAAGAUAGACUGAAAAGCCUGACAGACCGCCUGGAGAAGACACAGGCUCAAAUCUCCUCAGUGCUUUCUGCCUCUAACAUGGACCACACUGCCCUCGAUGGGGUCACUCACAAAACCGAGGUAAAACUAGACUCCAGUAAUAAUACCAUCAAGACCCUGCAGAAUAAAAAAGCUCAGAUCUCUCAGGCCCGAAUGGAUUUGCUGCUGUUUUUCGAAGCAAAGCAAAGGGCUCUUGGUGUCCCUGUGGAGGAACUCUGUGUAAAGAAAACCCUUUGAGAAAGGCCUUGCUGGGAAAAGACUGUAAAAGGACUUUAGGGUUUCCUUGUUGUAAAGGGAAGUAAUGUGUGAUGUUCUCCUUUUUUUGAAGAAGGAUUUUUAAAUAAAUUAUUAUUAAAAAGUGCAAGUGAAAUAAAAUGUUCAGGUUCUAAUUCCAGUAAACUAUGGCAAAGACUGACUUAUUAUUUAAGGUAUUUAUGAUUU